ACAUUACACACAGUGUGUUGUUGGGUCACUCUGUGGACUUUUCACUGUGAUGAAACACAAACAUGGUCCUGGAUAAAACCCGAGUGGAGCGUCGCUGUGAAGAGAACAGACUGAUCAAAGUGUGAAGAUGAGACGAGUCGUCGUUUUACUGGCUGUGCUGUGUGUGUGUGAUGGCGUAAAGUUUGGUCAGCUCUGCAGUGGAAAUCCAAGCAACAGCAUGAGGACAUCGGACCGCUGGGGACAGGGACACUAUGGAGCCAGACGACAAACCAGAGUACACAAAGGUCUGGACAUCGUGUGCACUGACGGAUCGAUCGUCUACGCUCCGUUUGAUGUGACUCUCCACGGAAAAGUCAUCGUCUACGAGGACCCCACGAAGGCCGCCAUCAACAGCGGCAUCAACCUGAGAGGAGAGGGUCAGCCCAUAACAAAUUUUUAUAGUCUGUGCUUCAAGUUGUUCUACGUUCAGCCGGAUGAAACCUCUGGAUCAGUGAGUAAAGGGCAGAGGAUCGGCACCAUGCUGCCCAUGCAGAGUGUUUACCCAGGAAUCACCUCACAUGUCCACGUCCAGAUGUGCGACAAGAGCGACCCCACACCAUACUUCUGAUCAGCUGACUGAGGACUUCCCUAACCGCUCUGUUUGUCCACAUUAAGGCUUUUUUUAAUUGGCCAAGAACACUCUGCUUUUAUUAAACAAUAAAAUGUAAAAACAAACAUU
Messenger RNA from Larimichthys crocea (large yellow croaker), 718 nucleotides. RefSeq names its product leukocyte cell-derived chemotaxin-2-like. NCBI's taxonomy places the organism in Eukaryota, Metazoa, Chordata, Actinopteri, Sciaenidae. Bases 128 to 607 code for a protein of 159 amino acids. The transcript has 4 exons. The record is from RefSeq and is a predicted model, not a curated record.